Messenger RNA from Trichomonas vaginalis G3, 644 nucleotides. RefSeq lists its product as uncharacterized. NCBI's taxonomy places the organism in Eukaryota, Parabasalia, Trichomonadida, Trichomonadidae. The record is from RefSeq and is a predicted model, not a curated record. The annotation marks the transcript as partial. The transcript has a single exon.
AUGCAGAACGAACAGUUAAACGAAUUUACUCCAGCAGAGCAUAUUCAUCAGAUUCGCUCAUAUUUCGAUAUCAUAGACAAUGCAGUUCAAAUUGGUGACACUAAUAGAAAAUAUUCUGACGCAAAGAUUCCAUCACAACCUGGAACUGCUAAAGAUAACACAUGGGUAACAUUCAAUCUCUCACCUCCUGGUGAAAAUAUGUUGGACCUUUACAAUACAUUCAUUACGUAUAAAAUGGAAGGUCAAUUUAUUGUAGAUAAAGAAAUUGGUUCAGGUUCCAAUAAAACAAACCCACCAGGAUUUUGGAUUGGUUUCGAUGACGCUUUCUAUGCAGUUGCUGGAUAUCAAAUCCUUGCAAAUGGUCGUAUCGUAUAUUCUCAAGACAACGCAAGAGAAGAAGCAUAUAUAACUUCAAACUCACAAACUACCGAACAAAUAAAGAAAGUAGAUGUUUUCUCAAAGACUCGACAUGAAGAUGUAUGGAGUCAUUCGGGAACAUGCAGAACAGGACAAAUUGUUAGUGGUCCAAUUACAGCAGGAAAAUCAUUUGAUUUUAAGCUUCGUUUAAGAAUUCCUGUUAGAAGAUUCCUUCCAUUAGAAGCUAUUCGAUUUAUUCCAGCUUUUGCAGGAAACAUUCAGCUUAA